Mycena citricolor is the source of this 1488-nucleotide messenger RNA. The record is from the annotation of a GenBank genome assembly. Lineage: Eukaryota; Fungi; Basidiomycota; Agaricomycetes; Agaricales; Mycenaceae.
CAAAUUGCCGAUUUGAAAAACGGCCAGGCAGUGGCUGGCGAGAUUAGAUGGACCAUCAGUCCAUGAUCGAUUCAGUAAGCCAAGGCCAAAAUUUCUUGGAUGGCUGUCGGUAUCCACGCGACUUGGGUCUUCGUAAAGUCGGUCCUGGAUGCAUUGAGUUCUCGUCGUAACUUUUGUCCGUCCCAUCACUCAUGCGUCACGUGAUGCCACCUCCUCUCCCACGAUCUUUGACCAUCCACGCCUGAACCUUGUCUCCAAAGCGUAUCACUUGGUAUUCAAUAUUUCAAGAUGUGGGCCCUCUCUGAAAAACCUUUGUCUCUGGCUAUUGUGGCCAAGCGCCGCGCUUUGACCCCCUUCUCAUUUAUAACCACCACUGCCCUGGGUUGCUGUUGAGUGCGUCCCAAUUUGCUCUCCCUCAACAAUGUUCACCGCUCACCCCCAGAUCGACGCAUUCGACCCUGUUUGGGAUGAUUCCUGCUGCGAAAAUGACGGCCUGUCGCAGUUGGAAGUCGGACUGCGCACCGUCACGUUCUCGUCAGGUCCAUCGCUUUCGGUAGAAAUAGAUAGCUGCCAGAGUGGGGACGAUUUCUUGUAUGAGAUGAGGGUGUAUCGGGGCAGAAUGUACUCGAUUCGCGAGUUGAGUGUGGAUUUGUCAAACGCGCAUCCGGCGCCCACAACUGCACAGCUGGACGCCUGGACAGCACAUAUGCUCAAACUGAUAAAUCUAUCGACGCUCGUUAUCCGACAAAGUUCAGCACUCGUCAGCCGGCUAGCAUCGCACAGCUACUCCGGGCUGGCGUGCGUAACCUUGUCUCCCUCACCAGCCAUCUGGUCCUUCCUCGCAAACCACACCCAACUCCGCGAGAUCCACAUCAAGGGCCGCGUCUCGCAGUCCCUCCUCGGCCCCCCACCCUACGCGUUCUCCACCCUCACCUUCCCCGAGCUCGAGAUCUUCGAGGGCCCCCCGACCCUCGCGCGCGCCGUCAUCCCGCGCUCGAAGGUGCACACCGUGACCCUGCACAUGGAGUCCGACCGCGCGCCGGCCGCCCCACACGACCCGACGGAGAUCGCCUUCCUCGCCGCAUCGCACGCGACGGUCACCGCGCUCAAGGUGUACACGCCGACGUGGGCGUCCCCGCCGCUCGCGCAUAUCGCGUGGGCCGUGCCGAACCUGCGUGCGCUUGAGCUGCGCACGGCGGCCCCCGCGCGCGUCGCGGAGCUCGAGGCAUUCGUCGAUGCGAUGCGCUGGGCGGGCGGGCUGUGGCUGCUCAAGCACGUGCGCUGUCUCACGCUCGGGACGAUGGCGCCCGUGCCGAGCGAUGCGAGAUGUAUGAGCGCGGCGCGGUGCGAGGUCGUGAAAGACCGGAUGGUCAGCAGCUGGCCGACGUUGUUGAAUGUUGAGCUGCCUCAGGCCUAUCAAGCUUCUCGGGGAAAGUUUUGAUAUCGAGGUGGGUAUGUUGAGAAUUUGUAGUCUCUUGUAUGUAUCCU